UCAAUGUUGGGGAGGACUGCCCUGUGUUCGAUGGGCUCUUUGAGUUCUGUCAGCUCUCUGCUGGAGGCUCUGUUGCCAGUGCUGUGAAGCUGAACAAGCAGCAGACAGACAUUGCAGUGAACUGGGCAGGAGGUCUCCACCAUGCCAAGAAGUCAGAGGCUUCUGGUUUCUGCUACGUCAACGACAUCGUCUUGGCUAUCCUGGAGCUCCUCAAGUACCACCAGAGAGUGCUGUACAUUGACAUUGACAUCCACCACGGGGAUGGGGUGGAAGAGGCUUUUUACACCACAGACCGUGUCAUGACCGUGUCCUUCCACAAGUAUGGAGAGUAUUUCCCAGGAACAGGAGACCUGAGGGUGAGAGGCACAGGUAGAGGNNNAUAUUAUGCUGUGAACUAUCCCCUGCGGGAUGGCAUCGAUGACGAGUCCUACGAGGCAAUAUUCAAGCCUGUGAUCUCUAAGGUGAUGGAGACAUUCCAGCCCAGCGCAGUUGUCCUGCAGUGUGGCUCAGACUCCCUGUCUGGAGACAGACUGGGCUGCUUCAACCUCACCAUCAAAGGUCAUGCCAAGUGUGUGGAGUUUGUGAAGAGCUUUAAUCUGCCCAUGCUGAUGUUGGGAGGAGGAGGCUACACCAUCAGGAAUGUGGCCAGGUGCUGGACCUAUGAGACUGCUGUGGCUCUGGACACUGAAAUCCCCAAUGAACUUCCAUAUAAUGACUACUUCGAGUACUUUGGCCCAGACUUCAAGCUCCACAUCAGCCCCUCCAACAUGACUAACCAGAACACCAACGAGUACCUCGAGAAGAUCAAGCAACGUCUCUUCGAGAACCUGCGCAUGCUGCCCCAUGCUCCUGGGGUCCAGAUGCAGCCCAUUCCCGAGGAUGCUGUGCAGGAAGACAGUGGAGAUGAAGAGGAAGAAGAUCCUGAGAAAAGGAUUUCAAUCCGGAAUUCUGACAAGAGAAUAUCCUGUGAUGAGGAAUUCUCUGACUCUGAGGACGAAGGGGAAGGAGGACGCAAAAACGUUGCCAACUUCAAGAAAGCCAAACGAGUGAAAACAGAGGAUGAGAAGGAGGAAGAGGAGAAGAAAGAUGAGAAAGAAGAGGAAAAGGCAAAAGAGGAGAAAGCAGAACCCAAAGGGGUGAAGGAGGAGACAAAAUCCACCUGA
Molecule: messenger RNA, 1163 nt
Organism: Acanthisitta chloris (rifleman)
Lineage: Eukaryota; Metazoa; Chordata; Aves; Passeriformes; Acanthisittidae
Product: histone deacetylase 1
Exons: 12
Molecular function (GO): histone deacetylase activity
Source: RefSeq, a predicted model, not a curated record